Messenger RNA from Lodderomyces parapsilosis, 1464 nucleotides. RefSeq names its product Cht3p (gene CHT3). Gene Ontology annotation, molecular function: chitinase activity. The transcript has a single exon. The record is from RefSeq and is a predicted model, not a curated record. Lineage: Eukaryota; Fungi; Ascomycota; Pichiomycetes; Serinales; Debaryomycetaceae. Gene Ontology annotation, biological process: carbohydrate metabolic process. Bases 1 to 1464 code for a protein of 487 amino acids. Gene Ontology annotation, cellular component: extracellular region.
AUGUUGAGUUUAUUAUACCUUAUUUCCAUUUUUGCGACAGCUGUGUUUGCAUUUGACCCAACCAGCAACGCCAAUGUUGCUGUUUAUUGGGGUCAGAAUUCCGGUGGUAAUCAACAACGAUUAUCCUACUAUUGUGAUUCCGAUGCUGUUGAUAUUGUCAUUUUAUCAUUUAUGCACGUUUUUCCCAACCCAGUUCAAUUGAAUUUCGCCAACGCUUGUGAAGGUACAUUCACUUCCGAUGGGAUAUUGAAAUGUGAUAAUAUUGCUGCUGAUAUUCAGUCUUGUCAAGCCAAAGGCAAGAUUGUUUUGCUUUCGUUGGGUGGAGCUUCAGGCUCAUAUGGUUUCACGUCAGAUGAUCAAGCUAAAAAAUUUGCUCAUACGGCAUGGGAUUUAUUUGGUAACUCAGAUACCUUGUCUGCUUCCGAAAGGCCAUUUGGUAGUGCAAUUCUUGAUGGAUUUGAUUUUGAUAUUGAAAACCAUAUUAAUACUGGUUAUGCUGCCAUGGCUAAUGAAUUGAGACUGAUUUUUGCGACAGAUUCCUCUAAACAGUAUUAUCUUGGUGCUGCUCCGCAAUGUCCCUACCCUGAUGCUUCUGUUGGUAACUUGUUGCAGGAAAGUGUGAUUGAUUUUGUGUUUAUCCAAUUUUACAACAAUUAUUGUAAUUUGGGAACAAGUUGGUUUAAUUGGGACACAUGGUUGGACUAUGCUGAAAAUACUAGUCCUAAUGCCAAUGUCAAGUUGUUUGUGGGUGUCCCAGGAUCAAUCAGAGCUGCUGGGUCCGGCUAUAAUCCACCAGAGUUGAUUGAAGAUUAUUUGACUAGUGAUAUAUUGUCGAGUCCACAUUUUGGAGGUAUUUCAAUGUGGGAUGUUUCAGCAGCUUGGGAUAAUACUGAUUCCAAUGGUAAUUUCGUGGAGAAUAUGAAACGCUUGGUUGGAAGUGACUUUCAAGCUGCUGCAGUUUCAUCUUCAUCAUCAUCUUCUUCAUCAGAUAGUACAACGACAACCACAACAACCACGCUUACCACUACUUCAACAACAUAUACAAGCGAUACAACAACGACAAGCACAUCGAGCACACCAAGCACUUCUAGCACAUCCAGUUCCUCCACUUUAACCAGUUCUUCAAGCUCCACCAGCUCCACCUCACAACUCAUUUCAUCCAUCCAUAACGCCGAUCUCACAACUACCGGUUCCACAACUUCAACUUCUUCUGACACCAAUACUCAACAAGAGUCAACUUUAGAAGUUUCAACCGCUACGCAACAAAGCACAACGCGUCAACAAUCAUCAUCAUCAUCAACAUCCUCGGUUCCAAACACAUCCACAUCCACACCAACAAAUGUGUUUACUUCGUUUGUUUUUGCCCCAACUACAAUGACUACUGUUGCCACUCUUUAUAAUGUCAUUACCACGAGAACUAACCUUCAAACGAUAUACGGUCCGCCACCAACUACAGCAAUAUAG